AUGAGGUCAAAGUUUAAGGACGAGCACCCCUUCGAGAAGCGCAAGGCCGAGGCCGAGAGAAUUAGGCAAAAGUACCCCGACCGCAUUCCGGUUAUCUGCGAAAAGGUCGAGAAGAGCGACAUCGCAAACAUCGACAAGAAGAAGUACCUGGUUCCGGCCGACCUGACUGUCGGGCAGUUCGUCUACGUUAUCCGCAAGCGGAUCAAGCUGAGCCCGGAAAAGGCCAUCUUCAUUUUUGUCAACGAGGUUCUGCCGCCCACCGCCGCCCUGAUGUCUGCCGUCUACGAGGAGCACAAGGACGAGGACGGCUUCCUGUACAUCACAUACUCGGGCGAGAACACCUUUGGCCAGCCGCUCUAAAACGACGUAGCCCACGCUGGAGAAGAACCGUCUUUCCAAUUCCUCUCCUU
Messenger RNA from Linderina pennispora, 410 nucleotides. RefSeq names its product light chain 3. Gene Ontology annotation, molecular function: phosphatidylethanolamine binding. Gene Ontology annotation, cellular component: cytosol; fungal-type vacuole membrane; autophagosome. Gene Ontology annotation, biological process: macroautophagy; cellular response to nitrogen starvation. The record is from RefSeq and is a predicted model, not a curated record. Bases 1 to 360 code for a protein of 119 amino acids. NCBI's taxonomy places the organism in Eukaryota, Fungi, Kickxellomycota, Kickxellomycetes, Kickxellales, Kickxellaceae. The transcript is spliced from 3 exons.